AGUGCCUGCAUUAUUUAGUUGAUUCAUAUUAAGGUUGGGCAGGUAAAGCCAAUAAAAUUUUCAUAAAUAAAUAAGCAUUGUAUUCGUUUUGGGACAGAUGUUUUCUGAUUAUCAUUACUAGAUGGUAAAAUGGGAAAAUUUUUUUAAAAAGCCAAAAAAAAAUCAAUUGUGGCUAAAUAAAUCGUAAGAUAUUUGGAUUGUAAGCAUGUCGUAUCAUCAUCAUUUAAAUGGAGGUGCCAGCAGUAUUGGGGUGGAUUCCGGUACGCAAAGAAGUGGGGGCAGCGGUCCGCCCUUGCACGGCGAAUAUUCUGGUGAUGAGCGAGAAUCCAGAAGCGGCGGUGGUGACGACCGCAACGAUAACAGUGAAAUAAUAAUUCAUAACAAGCCGACUUAUCUGUUGGAGCACUUGGCCACUUUUACUGUUAACAAAGAUUCCGGCAUUGUUUACCCGGCUGAUGGGAUGCGACGUCUACUGCAGUUGGAGAAAACAACAGGAAUAUGGUCGCAGAAAAUGCAACUUUGUCUCGAUCAUCGCUGGGUUCUAAUUAUGGACUACGAGACGGGAAAUAUUAUCGAGAAAUUUCCGGCUUCACUUAUACAAGAGCCAACCGCUUUCACAUCUACUGAUGCUAUGGAACUAUACAAUAAUAUCUUAGUAUUUAUCGUUUCUGGAGGAAAUGGAGCACGCUCCGAAAUGCAUAUAUUCCAGUCCCAAAGUGUAUCAGCCGUGCAUCUGGUGGAGGAUUUAAAAAACUUACAGCGCGGUAAUUUCGUUAUGCCACAAACAGAAUCGAUUUCGCAUAAUGCCCAUCAAGGUUACAAGCAGACGAAUAAUAACAACUAUGCCGAUGCUGCUGGUGUCAACAAGCCUAUGCACUCUCGAUCCUCAGAUCAUAACACACGUGGACAUCACUAUUCACAAACUUUGGAAAAAGAGCACGCGUACGGUGGACGUAAUGCUGCGGCUAUCGAUAGUGAUCUAGCUGGCGGAGUCGGUGGCGACACGGACUCGGAUCAUGCUGGUGUGGGCAUUAGCUUGAAUGAUGAAACAAGUUCAGUUUCAAGUGACAAAUAUGAGCGGGAUGUUAAUGUUCUGAACCAUUGUUUCGAUGAUAUUGAAAAGUUUAUAGCUCGCUUACAACACGCAGCUGCAGCAUCCCGAGAAUUAGAGCGCAGACGUCGUAAUCGUAAGUCGAAGAAAAAGGAUCCGGGUGAAGGUCUAUUAACUUUGCGCACGCGACCCCCUCAUGAAAAGGAAUUCAUCGAUAUUUUUGCGAAAUUUAAAUUAUCUUUUAAUCUGUUGGCUAAACUAAAAUCUCAUAUACAUGACCCCAAUGCCCCCGAAUUGGUCCAUUUCUUGUUUACGCCAUUAGUUUUGAUUGUGGAAGCAGCCAAUGAUACUUAUUAUGAGUCGCAGCUACCGACGAGAGUAACUAAUCCUCUUUUAACACGAGAAGCAGUAAAUUUAUUAAUUAACUGCGUCACAAGCAAGGAAACUGAAUUGUGGAGGUCUUUGGGCGAUGCCUGGACGGUUCCACGUGAUCAAUGGAAAGAAGAUGUAGGAUCCUAUCAUCCGGUCUUUCUUGACGGUUGGUCACCUGACUAUUUAAUUGUUGAUGAGCAUGAACCUACCACUCCACCAACGCUGCCAAUCGGAGUGGGUAAUGCACGUAGUGCAGACAGUGGUCGUGAGUCCACAACUGUUGUGCCGGAUUCUAAUAACUCAACAUCUCUAAUACACGAUGCUGGUGGAUAUGACGAUUAUGAUGGGGGCAGCGAUAAAUACAUUUCUAGCCAUCCUGCUGAAAAUAUACGUCGUAGUCCUGGAGUUAAUACAGGCGAUUAUUUGGCGCGUAGUGAACUCAAUAUCGAAUCUAUAGAACGGCCAAGUGGUCUAAUUGAACAUCAACAUCAGCGUAAUGUUAACCAUCAAAACCAAAUUGGUCCGAAUAAUCAAGUCCAACUUAUUACUGCUGGUAUGCAGAAUUUGUACACACGUAAUCAACAACAACGUCUCGCCACUUCCACAAAACAAACUCAAGCAACAACUACGGAAAUAAUGAAUAGUUCAACAACUGGCGAUGAUCAAAAAGUGGAACAGUGGCUGGAUGAGCUGCAAGCUAACGGCUCGAAAAUCGUUUUGGUAACAUACCCAAGAACAGCUAACAAUGACAAAGAAUUAAGCGUUGUCCAUGGUGAAUAUUUAGAGAUACUUGAUGAUUCACGAAAAUGGUGGAAGGCUCGUAACAUUCAUGGACAGAUUGCUCAUGUGCCUCAUACAAUAGUUACACCUUUCAAUUAUGGCGACAACGAUGCAAAUCGCGUUGAACCUUUUUAUAACCGCCAUCAAACAAACUCGAAUUAUACAUCGCUAAAAACAGGCAAUAAUACCCAUAGGCUGGAAAAUGUCGAAACACCGCCGCCAUCAGGACGGCCAACGUCAAACGAUAAUACGGAAUGGAUACGUAGCAAACAAAUGGGAAAGAAGGGGGAAUUUCGAUAUUUUUGACCUAAAUCGAAUUAAUUGCGUCUCAUUGUCGUAACAUAAUUUAUAAUUACUUUUUUUUAAGAUAAACAAAAAACUCGAAAAUUUACAUAUGUACUUAUAUUGCAUAUUAUAAACAUACUUUUAUAUAUGAGAAAAAAAACAAACGAAUUUUAUUAAGUUUCGGAAAAUGAUCAAAAUUAUAAUUU
Glossina fuscipes is the source of this 2694-nucleotide messenger RNA. Its product is annotated as epidermal growth factor receptor kinase substrate 8-like protein 2. The transcript has 6 exons. NCBI's taxonomy places the organism in Eukaryota, Metazoa, Arthropoda, Insecta, Diptera, Glossinidae. Gene Ontology annotation, biological process: Rho protein signal transduction; regulation of Rho protein signal transduction. Bases 206 to 2509 code for a protein of 767 amino acids. Gene Ontology annotation, cellular component: plasma membrane. The record is from RefSeq and is a predicted model, not a curated record. Gene Ontology annotation, molecular function: actin binding.